Drosophila nasuta is the source of this 1925-nucleotide messenger RNA. RefSeq names its product mitochondrial sodium/calcium exchanger protein-like. Gene Ontology annotation, biological process: transmembrane transport; intracellular calcium ion homeostasis; monoatomic cation transport. NCBI's taxonomy places the organism in Eukaryota, Metazoa, Arthropoda, Insecta, Diptera, Drosophilidae. The transcript has 8 exons. Gene Ontology annotation, cellular component: membrane. Bases 82 to 1884 code for a protein of 600 amino acids. Gene Ontology annotation, molecular function: calcium:sodium antiporter activity. The record is from RefSeq and is a predicted model, not a curated record.
AUUUGAGGCUGUGAUUUUUCAGUUAUCGAUACUUUUCAUUUUACACAUUUUUAGAUAUUUUUUUUAAUUUAAGGUGUAAGUAUGGCCACGUCGUUAGAUGAGGAAUUCAAGUACUUUCUGAGUAACAUAAGUUGCCUGGCUGUGUUGCGUUUGCCCUACAAUGAACGUUGCAUGAUGAUCAAAAGAGUGAAAAACUGUCGCGAUAUUCUGGGUUACUUCAACUACUUUGAGAUGAUGUACUGCUUUUUCAAUGUGCACGAAAAGUUCAUUGAGAUCUGUGUGAUGUUGAUAUUUUUGAUAAUUGCCUACUACUAUCUGCUGCUCAUGUCCAUUGUGGUGGAUGUUUCUUUCAUGCCCGUGCUGAAGAUUCUGUCGGUCAAGAUGCAUUUGAGCGAAUUUGUGGCUGGUGCCACGCUCUUUGCCUUUGGCGCCUCGUGUCCGGACUUUGUGGCCAAUCUGCUGCCCAUUCGAGAGGACUCUGCUAUAAUUGCCGGAACCUUUGGCGACUCGGUGGUUAACGUUUUGCUCUGCGGUGGCCUCAUCUGCUAUAUGAAACCUUUUAAGAUGGAUUGGUUUGUUGUGGUGCUAGAAUUGUUGUUCCUCUGGCUGGCUGUGGAACUGCUGCGUUAUCUGAUGUUCUACAAUCAAUGCAUGAGCUACACCGACAGCUCAAUCUUGCUCUCCGUUUACUUGCUUUAUUUGAUCGUCAUUGUAAUCGACCUUAAGCUGCUGCGCUGGACCAUAAAUAAGCUGCAGCGGGAAAUUCUUGAGCUCAAACGACAGUCAGCUUCAGUGGAGCGCGAGAACCAGAUGGCGAUAAGGAUUGCUGCCUUGAGGGAACUGAUGCGUCAUCAGCAUAUGCAAAUACGCAGCAGUUCCUUGCGUACAAGCAGACGACGAACCUUGGAGAACUCUUUGCCACAACUCAAAAAGGAGGGCUUGGAUUACGAAGCCAAUCGCACCAUGUUGCACAACAAGAACAAUCCAAAGAAUCGCUUGCUGUGGACAGACUUCUUAGAGUCCCUGAAUCCCAUCGAUGCCACAGAAUGGAGAUUAGCUGGACGCUGUCAACGCUUCUGCAUCUUGAUUCAGUGUCCUAUGCGACUACUGGUCACCAUCUUCGUUCCCGUGGUGGAUUAUGAGCUCUAUAAGCAUGGCUGGAGCAAGUUGCUCAACUGUACGCAGAUUGUGACGAAUCCCUUCUUUCUUAUCACUGCCGUACAUUCGAAGUGUAACAAUUCGUACACCUCUUGGAUCGCAGACUUUAACAUCAGCUACUCCAAGUGGUCUUUGUGCCUCACCGUUCCCCUGGCCAUCGUCACUUUUUGCCACGCCCGCACCGAUGUACCGCCUCAUUAUCACUUUCUUUUCAUUGUGCUAAGUGCGAGUAGUUCCUUAGUCAUCAUUGUGAUUUGCAGCAGUGAGAUUGAGGUGCUCAUUGCCAUUGUGGGCAUCGUGUGUCACCUGAGCGAACACUUCUUGAACAUCACAUUUGGAUCGAUGGGCAGUGCUGUUAUCAAUCUGAUGGCUUCUUAUGCCAUGACCGUCCAGGGAUAUGAGAAAUUAGCUUUCACAGGAGUCUUUGCUGGACCUUUUUUUAAUACUGUUGUAAGCAUGGGUGUCGCCUUCAUGUACAAUGAGAAAACUCAUAAGGUGGGAUCAGCAAUAUGGUUGAAUGGCGAGCAUGGUGACAACUGCUAUAUAUUUAUAUUCAUUACCAUAGUUACCACAUUAUGGUGGUUGUCGUUGUUUAAUUUUACCCCUCGACGGUCGGCAGCUGUAUUUUCUUGGACUAUUCUUGCUCUUUUCAUACUUUAUGCCGUUGCUGUCGAGUGGGAUAUAGUACACGAAAUAACGAAUGAUGAAAGGUUUGAGCCCAGAUAACUAUUCCAGUCUACUAAUAAAUGUUGUUUUUUAAUAUUAUA